AUGUCUUCCGGACCGAUAUUUCUAUCAGUCGCUUCUUGCGAUGCCGAUAAUUCCCCCUCCCCUCUCCCCCGCCAACCCGGACCGAUUUCCUGUUGCACUCCUUUGCCUGCCGGAGUGUCACACGCAAUUGGUGCCGUGCGAAACGGAUGGAAGCGCCGCAUGGUUCCCCCCUCCCCCCACCCCCCACCAGGGUUUUCCAAAGUUGAGGAAGUCGCCCGGAGGCAAAUACAUGCUGCCUUGGGUUUUUAUUUUAAAGAGGCUGUUGAAGGUUUGCGGAAUGUGGUGACCAGUCUGGCGGAAUCCACACAGACCGACGGGGCCAUGUUCGUCCCCCGGUCGCUGAAGGUGAAAAGGGCCGAAGAAAGCGAGGGCCAAGCUGCCAAGAGGAGUAAAGGUGACCCUGGGGCCGGGGGAGGUCCGGAGGCCGCGGACGGUCCGGAGGAGGAGGAGCCGGUGAGGCAGCUGAGCAAAGGGCAGCGUUGGCCGGAGCCGGGAGAACCGACCUGCUCGGUGUGUGGCCGGUACGGGGAGUAUAUCUGCGACCAGACCGACACCGACGUCUGCAGCCUGGAGUGCAAAGCCCAGCACCUGCGGCUGCUGGAGGCCCAGGCCCAGGCCCCCGGGGCCGCGGACACUCCGCCGCCAGUGGAGCCCCUUGCCCAGGCCGGCCACUAUCUGCAGCACCCGUUUGUUUCCAGCCUGAGCGCCCAGCAGGUGGAGGCCCUGCAGCAGCAGCUGGGCAUCGCCGUGCGGGGCCCCGCCCUCAGGCCCAUCGUGGAGUUCCAGCACUGCGGCUUCCCCGACACCUUGAACACGAACUUGGCGAGGCUGGGCUACCUCAGCCCCACCCCGGUACAGAUGCAGAUGCUGCCGCAGGGCCUGGCGGGGAAGGACAUCCUGGCGGCAGCCGACACCGGCUCGGGGAAAACCGCUGCCUUCCUACUGCCGGUCACCAUGGCAGCGCUGCGGGAGGCUUCACCACAGCAGCCUAUUGGGUUGGUACUGACUCCAACACGUGAACUUGCCAUUCAGAUCGAAGGGCAGGCCAAGGAGCUGAUGAUGGGUCUGCCCAACAUGAGAACUGCGCUGCUGGUCGGGGGAAUGCCUUUACCCCCGCAGCUCCACCGCCUCAAACAAAGCAUUAAGGUUAUUAUAGCAACCCCAGGGCGGCUGCUGGAAAUUCUGAAGCAAGAAGCCGUCAGCCUGUGCAGAGUGCGGACUGUGGUGGUGGAUGAGGUUGACACCAUGUUGAAGAUGGGAUUCCAGCAGCAGGUGUUGGAUAUUCUAGAGAAAAUGCCUGAGGAACAUCAAACGAUUCUGGUCUCUGCCACCAUCCCAGCAGGUAUUGAGCAGCUGGCCACCCAGUUCCUACAGGACCCAGUCAGGAUCACAGUCGGAGAGAUGAACCAGCCUUGUUCCAAUGUCCGUCAGAUUAUCCUGUGGGUGGAGGAACCAUCCAAGAAGAAGAAACUGUUUGAGAUUCUGAAUGACAGCAAGCUCUUCCACCCGCCUGUGCUGGUGUUUGUGGAUUGCAGACUGGGAGCUGAUCUACUGUCGAAUGCCGUGCAGACGAUCACAGGCCUGAAAACAGUGGCCAUUCACUCGGACAAGGCGCAGUGUGAACGGAAUCAGAUUCUGCAGGGUCUGCUUCAAGGUGACUAUGAGGUUGUAGUCAGCACAGGAGUCCUCGGCAGAGGGCUGGACCUUGUCAACGUCAAACUGGUUGUGAACUUUGACAUGCCUUCUACCAUGGACGAAUAUGUGCAUCAGGUGGGGAGAGCAGGGCGGUUGGGCCACCGAGGAACAGCCAUCACCUUUGUGAAUAAUAACAGCAGCAGGCAUUUCCUGGAAUUGGUGAAGCGGGUGAAGCCAACGGGUACACUGCUGCCACCCCAGCUCCUCAACUCGCCGUACUUGAAUGAGCAGCAACGCAGAGAGCAGCUGAGGAACAAGCAGCGAGCUCAGCAAGACAUGGUGACUGGGAAGAGUCUGAUGGAUAUCAUCAGGAAGCACGACCGCAGUGUGCUGCAGAAACGAUAAGUUGUGACCUGUGGUGAGAGGACAGGCUGGGCUCCUGGCUAACAGCAGCCUGUCUGCUGGCUUUUGUUUUCCACUGCCUCCUCCAAUGUUACUUUUGCCUGAGUAUAGACCAUAAGAGUGAGGCAUGGGGGUCAUGCAUAUCUCAUUGCAAGAAGCUGGUUAGAGGGCUUUGAAUUUAAAAGAUGAAGCUUUUCAAGUAUUCUGUAUGAAGUGUGUAAACCUGUCUAUUUCUGUAAAUAUAUUUUUGAUCAUUUGUAAA
Molecule: messenger RNA, 2299 nt
Organism: Carcharodon carcharias (great white shark)
Lineage: Eukaryota; Metazoa; Chordata; Chondrichthyes; Lamniformes; Lamnidae
Gene: ddx59
Product: DEAD (Asp-Glu-Ala-Asp) box polypeptide 59
Exons: 8
Coding region: 1-2040 (679 amino acids)
Molecular function (GO): nucleic acid binding; RNA helicase activity; ATP binding
Source: RefSeq, a predicted model, not a curated record